This is a messenger RNA of Styela clava, 1876 nucleotides long. NCBI's taxonomy places the organism in Eukaryota, Metazoa, Chordata, Ascidiacea, Stolidobranchia, Styelidae. The record is from RefSeq and is a predicted model, not a curated record.
UUGAAUAACAAACGCGACUAUCGAGAAAAUCGCUAUUAACACAUUGACAUAUCAUGUCACAUUCAUUAAUUUCUAUUCUCGGAUAAUUCAUAUGAGUUUUUAGAGGAAAUAGUAAUAAACAUAAUUACUCCAAUGUUAAUUUGAACAAAAUAGAGGCGCAUUGGUAUUUCUUUGUCGUAUACGCUAAAAAUGAUGAACGGUUUAAACGAGUUAAAGAUGACGAGAUUUCUUCUCAAACAAAGGUAAAGAAAAACAGAAGUCAAAGAGCAGUUUUUGUUUGGCUAUCGCUUGUGAUUCCAGCAAAAGAAAUUACGUUAUGUGGUCACCAUAAAAAGAAAUACCAUGUCAUAGUAUUCAGUUAGAAGCAAAUUGUAGACAGCUUAGAAUGUUUCAAAAGCACACUACAAGAGAGGCAAAAACAAUUUGAUUGAGAUUUUUUAUAUUGUUCUGCUAAAAUAAAUUGGAAGAAGAAUUGAAAAAAAUUGAUGUUGUACACUGUCAAUGUUCGAAGAUAGGAAAAAACUAGAAUACAUCAGUCGAGUGAUCUGGAUGGAGCAAAUCAGACCAUAUUCUUCAUUCAUAAGCGUACGCAUGAAAGAAACCACGAGAACAUCACAUUGAAGUAUAGUUUAUGCCAUUUCGAAAAACCCGCUGUCUAUAUGGAUAUUAUCACAGUAACGGCGUGUAUCAAUCAGCGCAGUUAUAGGCGCAUAUGCCGUUAGUGAUGGAGUACGGUGGGUAAUUGAAAAUUAUCAAUAACCAGUUGGGAGUGACGACAACCAUUUGAUUUUGAAAACAUAAUUCUAUCUAUCAAAUCAGUUUCUAUUUGUACAAGAGUAUAUUAUACUCGUAUGUGUGCGACAGAGCUAAACGCGCUUCGCUGCUAUGUUGACAAAAUGUACGUAUCUUCGUAGUAAAAAAGCAGAAAACGCUUCUCAAUCUGGCUACUUCCAGACUAACGUAAUAUGUUGAAUUUCAUGCUUAAAUAAAAAGUGGCUUAGAAAUGUCUUACGGCAAAAGCACUAAUCCACGUUCCAGCUUUGCAUCCAGUUCCCGCAGCGAAGUCUUCUUGAAUCAACUUGAACCUUUUAAACCAUAUAAGCUACAAAUACUAGGAAAUUCAACGCUUUAUCAACUAUCCAUACGAUUGGAUCAUGAUGAUGUCCAUUAUACAGGAAAAAAUUGGGAAGCGAUGGCAGAAUUUUUGUCGUUUAACAACUGGGAGAUUCUGCAAUUCAAGAGAGAAAAACUCCGCACAGCUGCAAUUGUACGAGCUUGGUCGGUGAGAGAUUUACCAACAAUUGGUGACAUCAUAACACUAAUACAUUACCAAAUGGGAAGACACGAUAUUUUCACUGAUCAGAAUGUCAUCGAUUGCAUUGUCCGCGAUGCCAAUCGUGCAAUGGCCAACGGAUCCAAUGGAUACAGUGGCGCAGCGGUCGAUGGCAGAAACUCAACCGGACCAUCAAACACUUGUAUACCCGAGUCGUUUCCUGAAGUCCAACUAUCGAACUCAGCUUCGACGAAUUUCGGUUCCUUUCGCACUGACGAUAUGUAUGGAUCAAACCAGGUCCAAGAUGCAAGAGUUAGCCAGAGCCAUGAAUGGCUUCAUGAAAAUCACGCUUGUUUGGACGUUUACAUUGUCAACGACGUAUGGGACUCUCAGUUUGUUAUAGACGAUUUAAUACCAAGACUGUCACAAGUCAAUAUUACCCAUGGUUUACCCGAAGAUAUUCCUUCAGUCGAAAUUGGUAUUUCUAACCAGUUAACGGCCAUGUUAUCGAGAUGCCGGAAGAUUAUUGUUGUUCUAUCGGACCAAGAUACAUCAAAUUUUCUUCUGACUCAAAUAAACGGUAAAUCUUCAUUUUCCUCAUAA